Molecule: messenger RNA, 702 nt
Organism: Caenorhabditis bovis
Lineage: Eukaryota; Metazoa; Nematoda; Chromadorea; Rhabditida; Rhabditidae
Source: the annotation of a GenBank genome assembly
AUGAUCAAUGAUAUCUGGAAUGACUACUGGAAGCAGCACAUCAGUUCAGGUUUAGUGAUCAUCUCGCCGCCGGCGACCACAUCGAGCUCCGGCGAAAUCGACAAAUCGACGUCAUCCAGGGAGCAGACGACGACGCCGGAUGAGUUUGACGAGGAGAUUCUUGAAGAUGAGCAACAACUUGAGGAGAAUGGCGAGAGCGCUGCAAAACGACGACGGACGCGGACCAACUUUUCCGGAUGGCAGUUGGAAGAGCUUGAAUCCGCAUUCGAGGCUUCUCACUAUCCCGACGUGUUCAUGCGCGAGGCGUUGGCGAUGCGUCUUGAUCUUCUCGAGAGCCGCGUUCAGGUCUGGUUCCAAAAUCGGCGGGCGAAAUGGCGAAAACGCGAGCAGAUCAAAAACGGCGCGAUUGGGUGUCUCGAGACGAAGAAGGACGAAGGCGCCUCCGAGAAUAAGCCAUUGCCGACGUUCCCGUUCUCGAUUGAAAGCAUUUUGGCGGUUAGCCGAGUGCCACGUGGACGACGACCCAAUGCGAAAUACCCAAGAGUUCAGGCUUGUAAGAACCUCUCGCCCUUCAUGCUACCCUUGUUCCCAAUCACCCAACCAGCCGGCAAUCUGAUUCGCGAGAAAUCGCCGCCACCACCAUCAUCGGCUCAUUGCACCAUGCAAGAUCUGGCGGCGGCCAUCGCCGCGAGCCCCGUUUGA